UGUUUUUCCACUCAGCAGGAUGGGUGAUGCUCAGUGCUCCCUCAUUAGAGAACAGACACGAGAGGUCAGGAAGAAAGCGCUUAUAAAUUACCGUUUCCUCCCUCGCAGCCCGCUUAGUCCGCCUUGCCGCUCUCCCCAGGACACAUAGGACAGACCCACGGACAGCUAAGACGCUGGACAGCUACCUGGUCAGAGAGGAGCGACUGCUGCAGGAAGAGAAAAUCCAUUCUGGAGAGACUCUUCUUCAUUGCCUCACCCUAUGGAGAAACCAGCACUGCCCAUCCGCAUUGAGGAGGGGAUAGACGUUCCAACUGAAAACAAAAACAUGGCAACAAAGGAGAAGCUGCAGUGUUUGAAAGAUUUCCACAAGGACAUUCUGAAGCCUUCCCCUGGCAAGAGCCCUGGGACACGGCCUGAGGAUGAAGCAGAGGGAAAGCCACCACAGCGUGAGAAGUGGGCCAGCAAGAUUGAUUUUCUGUUGUCUGUGGCUGGAGGAUUUAUUGGUUUAGGCAACGUUUGGCGGUUUCCGUAUCUCUGCUAUAAAAAUGGCGGAGGUGCAUUUCUCAUACCUUAUUUCAUUUUUCUGUUCGGGGGAGGUCUUCCUGUGUUUUUCCUGGAGGUGGCACUAGGACAGUAUACCUCUGAAGGAGGAAUUACGUGCUGGGAAAAGAUCUGCCCUAUUUUCACCGGAAUAGGUUAUGCUUCCAUCGUGAUUGUGUCACUUCUGAAUGUGUAUUACAUCGUCAUCCUGGCUUGGGGACUGUAUUAUCUAUUCCAGUCAUUUACGAGUGUCCUGCCUUGGGCUCACUGUCACCAAGAGUGGAACAAAGAAACCUGUGUGGAAGACACUCUCAGGAAGAACAAAACGCUCUGGAUAGCACUGAAUAAUACCACUAACUUCACUUCUCCUGUCACAGAGUUUUGGGAACGGAAUGUACUGAGCUUGUCUUCAGGAAUUGAUGACCUGGGUGUUGUCAAGUGGGACCUGGCUCUUUGUCUCCUUCUUGUCUGGGUGAUAUGUUUCUUUUGCAUUUGGAAAGGUGUCAAGUCAACUGGGAAAGUUGUGUACAUAACAGCAACGUUCCCAUUCGUCAUGCUUCUUGUACUGCUAAUCCGUGGUGUCACUUUACCUGGAGCUGCAGAAGGCAUUAAGUUUUAUCUUUACCCUAACAUCUCUCGGCUAGCAGAUCCACAGGUCUGGAUAGAUGCCGGGACACAGAUCUUCUUCUCCUAUGCAAUCUGCUUAGGUGCAAUGACUUCCUUGGGGAGCUACAACAAAUACAAAUACAACUGCUAUAGGGACUGUUUGCUGCUGGGAUGCCUGAACAGUGGUACCAGUUUUGUGUCUGGCUUCGCAAUUUUUUCCGUCCUGGGCUUCAUGGCACAAGAGCAAGGGGUGAACAUUGCUGAUGUGGCAGAGUCAGGUCCAGGCCUGGCCUUUAUUGCCUACCCCAAAGCUGUGUCUAUGAUGCCACUGCCAACUUUUUGGGCUAUUCUUUUUUUUAUUAUGCUUCUGUUGCUUGGCCUGGAUAGCCAGUUUGUUGAAGUUGAAGGACAGAUCACAUCGUUAGUUGAUCUGUACCCAUCCUUCCUAAGGAAGGGUUACCGGCGGGAAAUCUUCAUUGCUAUAGUGUGUUUCCUCAGCUAUCUUCUGGGACUAACUAUGGUGACUGAAGGUGGCAUGUAUGUGUUUCAACUCUUUGACUACUAUGCAGCUAGUGGUGUAUGCCUUUUGUGGGUUGCAUUCUUUGAAUGCAUUGCUGUAGCCUGGGUUUAUGGCGCUGACAAUAUGUAUGAUGCCAUAGAAGAUAUGAUUGGUUACAGGCCCGGGCCCUGGAUGAAAUGGAGCUGGAUUAUAGUCACACCAGUUCUCUGUGUGGGGUGCUUUAUCUUUUCCUUGGCCAAGUAUACACCGCUGACCUACAACAAGGUGUACAUAUACCCUGACUGGGCAAUCGGCCUGGGCUGGGUUCUUGCCCUCUCUUCUAUGAUCUGCAUCCCGCUUGUUAUGGUCAUCCGUAUUAUACAGUCAGAUGGCUCUCUCAUUGAGAGAGUGAAGGCAGUGGCUGCCCCUCGAGAGGUCAACCGGUGGGCCAGGGAAUCCGAAAGUGCUGCCCCGUUCUGCCCUGCUGGAAUGGCCAACGGUGGACUGAUCAAGCCAACUCAUAUCAUCGUGGAGACUAUGAUGUGAGCUCUCUCUGUGAGAGGAAGACGCCUGCUUUAAAACUGCCGUUUACUAACCAUAGAAUCUCUCAUAGGACCAGGUUUACAGAGCUUUAUAUUUGCACUAGGAUUUAUUUUUAUUUCUCACAGAGAAAGUUAUUUUUUGUGUGUUUGGUUUUUAUUUUUUAAUAUUUUGUAAAGUAAAAUCACAGUGAACGCCUCUUGCUCUAUUUAGAGGCAGGGUUUUCAUAUCAAAUUAGGCACAUUACAGGAAUUUGCUUUAUUUCCCCCCACACAACAUAUCUGUCUAACUCCUAUUCAAGUUACCUUGCCACUUGAGUUGAUUUCCUUGCCAGCAGUACACACACAGACACAAAUAUAUGCAUAUACAAGUCUCAGAUAACUUUAGGUGCUGGUGAGGCUGGGAACAGGGUAAAGCUAAAACUUACAAAAAGCAACUCUCUCACUGGAGGAUUUGCUUUGGGUUUUCUUUUUAAAUGCAUAUGUUGUUUUGAAGAAACUGGUUUUCAAAGGUGUAGCACUAUCUUCCUCUGGUUCAAGUAGAGAGAAUUACAACGGGAAAAGGGUACAUGCUUUUAUGCUUGCUGUAGUCCAUGUAAGAAUAUAUAUAUAUAUAUAUAUAUAUGUACCGUGUGCAUGUAAUUGGAAAAGCUGCAAUAUAGGGUGGGAAUUGAGUGCAGUUAGGAACCAAGGGAACAAUCCAAGCAACAACCAUCUCUGAGUACAGUGCAUGUGUAAAUGGUCUGUAAGAGGGUGGCAGAAUCACUCUCGCUUGGGAGACAUUUUGUUAGUUAUUACCCUCUUGGGCCACUUUAGUACUCUCCUGUGCCUGAUAACAUACUAGCACAGGAAAGAUUUACACUCAUGGAGAAAGGUUUCCUUAGCCUUCUUCAGACACUAUACAAAGCUGCUGUAUGCGAGUACAACACCUAAAAUGGGUCCAGAAGUCCCACCCUGUCCCUGUCAGUCAUUUGCAGCAGCACGCUGCUCACAGGUAAGCGGGCGUUGGUCUCAAGAGGUGAACGCCGUAUCCAUGAUGGUGGGUGCUUCUGUGAUCGGAGACACGGGCCUGCACCUUUCAAUCACCGAAGCACCAACCAUCACAGAUACAGCGUCCACCUCAUCAGACCAAUGCCCACUUAUCCGCAAAUAACUGAUGAAGAAAGAGCAAGACUUCUGUCCCCAUUUUAGAUGCUGUACUCAUGUACAGCAUCUUUAAAUGACUUCUGAACAGGGCUCUUGAGAAGCCAGAAUGUGUUGGAACCUUUUCCGCAUUACCUUUUGAGACAUGGGAGUGACUUGACAGAUCACUCAAGUGACAGAUUACCAUGUGGGAAGUGGCCCACUUUUUGUAGGCUGUACUCGAGACAUGAACUGGUUUUGACUUGAAUUUUCUUAGAACACUAGGUUGAUGUCAAAGAGUGCAUAUAAAAGUGCAUUUACAAAGAUACUGCAAAAGUGCUGUGCAAUUCUAAUAUUUUGUUUAAAUUCCCCAAAUCUGCCAAAAUUUAUCCUUAUCAGGACAAAGAAAGGAUUGUUGGGUCUGUAUCAUGCAAGGCAGAGCAGGCGUGUAUCGUUCAUUCCAGAUCAGGAAAUGGCUUCUGGAACCACUGCAGAUGGCGCAUUUGCAGGCACAUUUGGAGGAGUACAGAUGAGAGAGAGAGAGACUUAGUUCCUGAUCUUUACAAGCAUAAGUAAAAGUCAUCGCUGGUAUCAGACUAAGAUGAGGAAGCACAAGAAGAAGUAAGCUACAAAGGCAUUUUAGUUUGGAUGAGGAGUGAAACACCUGGAAAAGAUUUCUAUCAGUAAACAAAGUAUUAAGAACUUCCCAAAUCCACUUAAGCUCAGAAAUAAGGAUUUGCUACUGGAAAACGCACCUCAAAUCUGGCCAGGUCUAUUAUCCUCCUCAUUCUUGGCUGAAUAAUGGCUCUAUCCCCUUUCACAUGGGCAUUGAUUAAAGGGUAUUGGCACUAAAGAGAACAUGGGCAGGAUUAGAAGCCAGAAAUGGCAGCAAAGCCUUCACCUGCAUAUCUAUUGCCAGUUUAAUCUGUCAGUGACAGAUAAUGUAGUUUAAACUGGAAGCUAGCCAGUAUUCAGACAUUCCUAAAUGCAUUUUUUUUAGACAAAUUAGUGUUUGUGUGUAUAUUUGAUUCUUUCAUUGGCCACUGCACAUUGAUUAUGUACAUGCUUGCUAAGUCAUGCCAGUUUUAAUAUGAAAUGGAAGGGACAACUUCAAAACAAGAAAAGGACCAAAGCUCAGCUGUUUCAAAUAUUUUGUAAAGCUGACGUUUUUGUAGGUGGAUUCUGUGAUUUAUUUUCAAGUCAGAGGACUGAGCUUUCAGUAACACAAGUGGCCAAGGUCAGGGUGCUUUUGUUUUCCAGUUACCGUCCUAUUAUGAGAGCUCUAAAUCAAUCUCUGAAUACAUGUUGACAAAAUAGUGUCUUUGCAUCAAAUCCUGGCCCAGUGGAAAUGGUUAUCUUCCUGCUGGAUAAUGGCCAGUAAACAUGUUAACCAGGAAAAGCAAGGAAGUGGCGGGAAAACUGUCCUUUCCCUUACAUUGUGCUUGGUCUGUAUGGCAUCUGUAGUCCAAAAUAAAUCACCAGUUUAACUCAGUAAAGCACAGAUCAGACUUUUAAUCUUCCAUACCAGUGGGGCAGUCAGAGGCAGAUACGAAAAGUUAAUUCCCUUGACUUUCCUGGUGCAUGUUGUAUUAAAGACAGUGGCUGACAUGAAGUGCAGCCUUCCAUCACCGGACGGCUCUCUUCCAAGGCCGCUGCAGAUGGACAGGCAGCCACUGUUAAGACUGGUUGGCUGUGCAAGCAGCACAGCUGCAGUUAUUCCCAUUCGCCACAAUGGAGAUAACUGCAGUAGUGCAGCCUGUGCGGCCACUCAGUAGCAUGGGGGUUGCCUGCACAUCCGCACCAGAGCACUGCACAUCAUGUCAGCCAGUGAAAUAUUUUGAUACAGAAAUUAGUUCAGGAUUUCAAGCUGGUGAGCCAGGUGCAGGUAUCUCAACAAGCAUAUACUUCAUGCAUAUAUUGUAGGUAGAUGACUUUCUAGAAGAAACCAGAGAAUCAGACUUGCACCUUUAGAGUUCCAGUUAAGGAAGAUUAGAACCCAGCCCAUUUUGCUGUGCCACUAGAAUCAGUUGCUUCCAUGUUGAGAGUGAAAGAGUUAUUUGCACAUGCACACAGUGACCUUAAAAGGUACUCUGGAUAGUUAGCUUGACUGAAAAAAGUAAAGCCUGGAUCAAGUUGUCAUGUUCAAAACAAGAUUCAGCCCAUCAUCCCUAGGGUUUCUGUUCCACAUUUUCAUGUCUCAAGAUUUCUGAAUAAUAGAAUGUGGUUAAUCUGAAUGUCAACAGCAGAUUCUGCCAAAUUAAAGGGGUGGGGUGGGGGUGGGGGUGGAGGUGGGGAGGGGAAACGUUGUAAACAACUGUUUGUAUUUUCUACUUAUUUAUGAUUGCAAAAAACUGAUUGUUUUUCUAAUUUACUUUGUAGAACUUUGUGGCCUAUUUUAUCUUGUCAUUUGUAACUGAGAAGUUAAAUAUUCAGUAUUGUGAUUAAUUGUUGGUGAACUGGUUUGGAUACUGUGAGGGGGGAGUGGGGAGAGGGUGGAACAACAUAGAUAUUCAAAGAAAUACAUUUCCCCUAAAAAUGGGGGUGGGGAGAAAUGUACCUUUUGUGCUUUUCAAGUUCCAUCAUGGGUUUGGAAAAGUGACAUGUUUUAAAGCUAUUUUCUGGGUUUGGAAGAAGUCCAGAAAUGUUAAUGGAAGUAGCAAGGUACGCAUUCUGCAGUCCAGUUAAGGUCAAUUGGGCAUACACUUCUCCACCGCCAUCAUUUCCAGGUCUGGCUCAAAACAAAGCCAGUUUCCAGAAUUGUCUGGAAGCUUGUGCUCUUCUUCUAAACAGACCUUCCAGAUUUUCAGCAUUCAUUCAUUCAGUGAUCUCAUGAUCUCAUCAGGUGGUAUUAGUUAGUAAUGAUAUGGCCAAUACUGCACAUCUUUAGUAUUUAUACUACAAACAAAAAAGGAAAAGGAAAUUGUUUGCAAAGUUGAGUUCAUGCUCAUUAUUUGCCUCUUGCUCUAAAUCUUUGUACUUGAUUCUGCUCCAAUUUGACUCACAAGGCAGAAUAAAAAUCAGAGCAUCUGCAGCAGAGACCCACAGUAUCUUAUAGCUAACUUUGAAAAUAACCGAAAGCCGGAUCUUUGUGCAGCAGCAAGGCAGAGGAGGUGGAUGGAAGUGUGAGGCAGCUGGAGGACAGGUGCAGUUCCAAAGGAAGGAAAGCAGCAACUCGUGAGUGCAGUGACUCCACUGAAGGGCCCGACAUGCACGCAUUCCCUAUGGAAACCAAUGCUUAAGGGUGGUGGUGGACAUGACAAGGAAAAUUGUAAAGCACAUAGAGCCUUUGGAGGCAGUAUAUAAAAUAAACAUUAAAUAGAUACUCAAAGUAGGCCCAUUGACAUCUUCCUCAUCGUGUCAGCCUCAGUGUAUGCCUUAGAGUGUGAUCCUAUCCACGUCUACUUGGAAGCAUAAGAACAGCCCUGCUGGAUCAGGCCCAAGGCCCAUCGAGUCCAGUGUCCUGUUUCACACAGUGGCCCAUCAGGUGCCGCUGGGAAGCCCACAGGCAACAGCUGAGCAAGUCCAACUGAAUUCAGUGGGCAUGCUUCUGAAUAAAUGUGCAUAGGAUAUCUUGCUCCCAAAUGCUUUUAGAUUUAAAGCAGCAAGAAUUUUUUUCAGCUAUCAUUGCCUGUUAAUCAGCCAUAUGAUACUGAGCAGAUGUACAGUUUUCAUGGCCUGCUUUGAGAAUACUUGAACUCAGUACACUAGUUUUCAUCCCCUUUUCUCUAUGGUGUUUUUAAUAUGUCUGUGGUUGCUACAGACCGAGUCCCUAGUAUAAAUCAAUGGUGAUUUCCAUGCUCUGUUGAGUAAAGCAUAGAGACCAAUGAAACUGUGCUGAGCAGAAGAUCGAAUACACUUCCAAAGACGACAGCAUUCCUACCAAGGCAAAACUGCUAUUGAAUAUUAUUCUUUCAAUAGUGACUAACCCCAGGAUCAAAUUAAUUAGAUGUUCUUCCCUACAGGGGAAAGUAUGAAGGUGUUUCAUUCUGUACACUUAUUUUUACAGAAACGAAACUGUAUUGACUUGCUUGGUCCUUUCCAAGAUCUGUGCUGUAGAAUAAAACAGAAAAUGUUGGAAUAAUCCUCCCAUACGGAAACUCAGAUGCCACCUGUUUGGAUUGAAGGCAAGCUUCAAAUCCAAGAACAGCCCCAGUUCUCUAUCACACCAUGGGCCAAAUGUUCAGUUUCAGAUCCCAAUAUGUGAACCUCCAAAAUCUGUUCAGAGCUAAAGUGCAGCUCUUCUACAGCAGGAAUUCAAAGCCUUGUAUAGCUGAUUAAGAAUAUUGAUAAGCAGCAGGCAACGAGAGUUUGGAAGUCACCAGAACAUGACCUUUGUCGUCCUAUAUUGGUCUGCUUAAAUCUAAAGUGCAGACAGUCCUAAUUGCGCUAAUCACUUGGCAGGAAGAAUGUAAUUUUAGACUAGCACAUGUCAGUUUUACAAUUCCAUCUUUGAGCAGGCUUUAGUAUAUUCCACCUGUCUCUGUCCAACUCUAUCCUCCCAUUUGAAAGCAACUGCUGGCAACCCAGGUUGCAAUUUAAUUAAGCCAAAGGGCUUAAUUUAAGCCAAUUCGGCCUCACUGGCUCCAGUGGUACUAUAUUCAUACAAGUCCAGGCCUUCUUGCAUAAGUAGGCUGUAGAGCAGGCUGUUGGUUGCCUAGUAGUACUUCAUGGACUUUACAGAAUCAGGAACAUAAACAUCAGUGAUGAAGCAUGCUUGUCUCUGUUGUGGGGAAAAUGCAGCCAUUCACUUCAAAUGCUAAUCCUAGGAAUUCUUCUGAGACACACACUAAUGGAGGCAUAUGAGUUCACAUAAUUAAAUUUAGAUUUUCAAAAAUUAGCAUAAAUAUUUGGAUUUAUUUUUUCAGAAAAGAACAGUUUCUUUACAGAAUGAAAAGCAACCAGUCGGGGGUGGGGGGUGUAAUCCAUUCUCUCUUGCCUUUCCUAAAAACUUAGACAUUUCCAUUUCUAAGUUCCAAAAUAACCACCAUCUGCUCGGUAGAAGUUUGGUUCCAAGAGAUCACCAGAAACACAGACCUGUUGCCUGAUCCUAAAUGUAUCUACUUGCAAGUAAGACACACAGAGUUCAGUGGAACUGACUUUACAGUAAGCAUACUUAGGACAGCAGCCUUCAUAUCUAACUAAGGGUGAGGGUGAAGGUUGAGGCCACAUGGAGUCUUCUGUCUGGGACAUAUUGUUGAACUGUGUUUCUUGAGGAAACAAGAUAGCGUAUGAUAGGCAGCCAACUUUCUGAAGAUCCCUUUCUUUCAAAAAUGCUGUGCUGCAGAGAGAGCAUAACCUUGCCUAGCAGCCCAUGUUGCUUGCUGUGUUCUCUGUUGAAGUGGGGCCAGGCCAGCUACUUAAAAGGCCCGACUUAAAAAGCUGUAUGCCUGAUUGACUCCCAGAUGACUAAUGAUCAUUUGUAGGAAAGCCAUGCAAAAGCUGACACUUGAGCACUGACUGUGUCAGAGUGCAUGUGACCUAUUUUAGGAAAGACUGUGGUUGGGUGGCAAGGACCCAAAUGAACAGGCUGAGAUGGUUCGUCAGUAUCUCUCCUCAUCCACCCCAGGCAGUCAGUACAGUGCUCUGAUACAUUCACUGUUGUAAUAGAAUGUCGUAUGUUGUUGCUGUAUUGUGCUGUUGCAGUUUUGAAAGGAGUGCACCUCCAGGGGCUUCACAGUUAUAAAGUAAUACAGACAACCUCUUUAUAUCUAUUCAGCUGAACAUGUGGGUGAACAUUUUCAAUUCAUUAUUUAAAUUCACACGCAUGACUACUGUCUGUAAUAAGUAGCCAUGUGAAUUGAAGAGGGUGCCAGAUUGUCCUCCUUUUAAAAGUUUUUUUAAAAAUAAUUUUUAGAAGACAUUUUAAACCUGUUGUUCAUCAUCCUUAUUCCAAAAAGGAAUAUUUGUAUAGGAAUAAGAAUUUGGAGUGUAUUUCAACCCUGAAAUUUAGGUUUUUUUGUGUAUACAGUAAAUGUUUGUAUUUCACAGUUUAUCUGUUUUGCUUUUUAGAUAAAGAAAAUGUAUAUUGAUAUUUUAAAGUCAUUUUUUUGCUUUUUUAGAUGAGUUUGUAAUCAUCACAAACAGAAAAAUAAAACAUUUCCUUUAUAAAGCAAACAAAA
Hemicordylus capensis (graceful crag lizard) is the source of this 9425-nucleotide messenger RNA. RefSeq names its product solute carrier family 6 member 6 (gene SLC6A6). Gene Ontology annotation, cellular component: plasma membrane. Gene Ontology annotation, biological process: taurine transmembrane transport; sodium ion transmembrane transport; neurotransmitter transport. NCBI's taxonomy places the organism in Eukaryota, Metazoa, Chordata, Lepidosauria, Squamata, Cordylidae. Gene Ontology annotation, molecular function: taurine:sodium symporter activity. Bases 260 to 2191 code for a protein of 643 amino acids. The transcript is spliced from 16 exons. The record is from RefSeq and is a predicted model, not a curated record.